Molecule: messenger RNA, 3050 nt
Organism: Liolophura sinensis
Lineage: Eukaryota; Metazoa; Mollusca; Polyplacophora; Chitonida; Chitonidae
Product: sodium-coupled monocarboxylate transporter 1-like
Exons: 16
Coding region: 272-2149 (625 amino acids)
Biological process (GO): sodium ion transport; transmembrane transport
Cellular component (GO): membrane
Molecular function (GO): symporter activity
Source: RefSeq, a predicted model, not a curated record
GGACUGCAUUUAGGCCUACAUGUACUGUAUGUAGUUUUAUUGUUGUGGCUCUCCUCUCUGUGCACGAACACGUGGUGAUCGCAGACUUCUUCGUGUCCGCUAUCACUUGUUAUGGAAUUCCAGCCAGCUGUGAACUGUAUAUUGUUUGGAUUUGUGAAGCCUGAUUCUGAAGAUUGCCGAAAAGGACACAUUUAAUAGAGCGAGACGAUAGUUUCAGUUUUGAACUCGUUAAACGGCAUUUGCAAGGUUUGAGAGGUACACGACGCUCAAGAUGUCAACGGACGCUGAAACGAAUUCCUCCUUGGGCGAUCGCAGGACUUUCCAUGUUGUGGAUUAUGUGAUAUUCUCUGUCACUCUGGCCGUGUCCGCCGGCAUCGGGCUGUACCUCGCCAUCAGGGACAAAAGCGAGAAGAGCACGAAAGAGUACUUGCUGGCGGGGCGAAAAAUGACCGUUUUGCCCGUCUCUCUGUCUCUCCUCUCCAGUUUCGUGUCCGCCAUUACGAUUCUGGGCACCCCAUCGGAGAUCUAUGUCUUCGGGACGAUGUACGUAUGGUUUGGAGCCACCUACCUGACAUCACUUGCAUUUGCCGCCCAUCUUUACAUUCCCGUGUUCUAUCGUUUGGGUGUCACUAGCGCUUACGAGUACCUCGAGAAACGUUUCAACAAGCUGAUAAGAACUGUGUGCUCGACAGCUUAUUGUGCACAAACGGUUCUUUUAAUGGCCAUCGUUCUUUAUGCACCGUCAUUGGCUCUUAAUGCUGUCACAGAUUUAAGUCUUUGGGGAACAGUUAGUGCCGUCGCAGUUGUCUGUACAUUAUAUACCAUGUUGGGUGGAAUGAAGGCAGUGCUGUGGACGGACACAUUCCAAGUCGGGGUGAUGUUCUUAGGGCUCAUUACCAUUCUGAUCAAGGGUAGUAUAGACUUAGGAGGCUUCCACAAAGCCUGGGAUAUCGCCGCCCAAAGAGGCCGGAUAUACUUCACCGAUUUCAGUGGGGAUCCCACUAUUCGCCAUUCUUUCUGGGCUCUUGUGGUCGGAGGAACCUUCACGUCUUUGUCUAUCUACGGCACCAAUCAGUCUCAGGUUCAACGAUCUCUCACCUUACCCACGUUAAAAAAGUCCAAAAUAGCGAUAUGGUUAAACCUACCAUUGAAGUUUCUCCUGGUGAACUUAUGUGUGUUAGUGGGCAUUCUCAUGUUUGCCUAUUACGCUGACUGUGACCCCCUCACUCUGAAGGUAGCCAAAGCACGUGAUCAGGUGUUACCUCUGUUCGUGAUGGAUCUCUUGGGUGAUGUUCCAGGCAUCCCGGGGCUCUUUGUGGCAGUCCUCUUCUCAGGUGCUCUCAGUACGCUGUCUUCGGGAUUGAACUCCAUGUCUGCAGUGAUUAUCCAGGAUAUUGUUAGGCCAUUUAUCAGCAAAAAUAUAUCUGAAAGCAACGCCCUGAUAUUGGCAAAAGUACUAGCUGCGGUUCUCGGCGUGGUGUGUCUAGGUUUAUCAUACGUAGCUUCUUUACUUGGAGGCGUUUUACAGGCCGCAAUCACCCUUGACGGGGUAGUGGGCGGUAGCCUCCUGGGCGUGUUUACUUUAGGAAUGGUUUUCCCCUGGGCCAACUCAUUUGGAGCGUUUGCCGGGCUGUUGGCCAGUGUGACAUUCCUGCUGUGGAUCAGUGUUGGAGCGCGUGUGCAUAAGCCUCCCAUCCGUCGUCCUCCAUUACCUCGAUCUAUAGCCCAGUGCAACCUGAGCGCGUCCAUCUUACAUAAUCUCACCUCAUCUACCUUAGCUACAACAACAACGGGAGUUAUCCCACCUCUGAACGUCACUGCUGCUAUGGAAACUUCAGGGGGUUCUCUGGAUGCAUUGUACUCCAUCUCGUAUAUGUAUUACGGUCUCAUGGCGGUCAUUAUUGUCUGUGUGGUGGGUAUGAUCGUGAGUUUGAUUACAGGUCCAGCUGAUCCGUCCACCCUGGACGCUAGGUUGAUGUGUCCGUUUUUUGAUGUCUAUUUCCCAUGUCUGCCACAGAAAAUUCGUCGUUCUUUGCGCUGUGGUGUGAAUUAUAAUGAAAUGGCAGACGGUAAAGCGAAGGAUGCUGUUUUUUACACAGAUCAAUGGGGAGAAAAAGUGACUGCAUUCGAUGAAGAAACACAUCUUUAGAUCUGAAUUUAUGCAACAACAACAACGGACUACUGUUUAUACACUGUGCCAGAUACAAUCAGUUCCCAUGAAGAGCUACCCAAGUCGUACUUCUGUCAUGUGAGCCUAGAUCAUUUUGACGCCAACGACCACGUCACGUUGCUAAGUUGAAAUCGCUGUGCUGUUGCUCAUUGAGGAAAUGUGCAAGGUUAUGAAAAAUUAAACCCGAUUAAAUGCGUGAUUGCGACAAAAAGAUACUUUCCGCCUAUCGUAUGAAAACACCAUUUAAUUUUUUUUUGGUUAGAUAGUAUAAACAUAUCCAUUUUUGGACGAAAAUGUUUUGAAAGUAAAGUUGACUUUAACAGAUAUUUGGGAAGUUGCCCUGUGAUCGUCUAUUAGGUAAUAUAUGAUUCAAACGGAAUAUGACUCGGGACACCUCGUCUCCGGCUCUACGGCUGUCUCCGGCUUUCUUCGGCUCUAGUUCAUUACGGGAGUGGCCGAGGAGCUUCUAAUGGGCCCGAGUGAUGGCACUGACUUUGUCAUCCAGGAUCAAUCUCACCCAGAUUUUGAUCAACCCCAAAGCAUUAUAAUAGCCGAGAAGCUAGUCUCGCUCCACCUGGCGUCAAUAGCUGACAGUUUUUCCCAUCAACAAGGUACUUCAUAAUGACGAUGCUACUGAAUAGGGAAUUUUGAGAUGGAACUCUUUUGUCGCUAAAGGUAGGAAAAAGUCCUGAUGUAUCGUGUGACCUAUCAAAAAUGUUAGACAACUUUUCUUGACAUCAAUUCACCUAUCAGCAGUCUCGCCCUGUUCCAGAAAAACAAAGUACGCGCCUCUCUUUUAAGAAUUUCUUAAAUUCAAAAACGUCCAAAUCGUCAGUAGUUCGUCUUCUCUUAAUAACGUUUUGAGAAACUUUUUCAGAGA